GCUCUAUUUUUGUGAUGAGGACGAGAGUCUCUUGAAUUUGGUGUCGUCGAUUCGUGUCGCGAUGUGUGUAGCUUGAAAUUAUUCGUGACAAAUUUAUAUAAUCGCUGAGGACGGUACGAAAAACGUGUACCGUGAUUGAUGGGAAAGAACUUUACGCGAAACUUUAAAUAUAUUCAAUGUUGGAUGUUCGACAAUUAAUCGGAAGUCGGUGAAAGUGUUUGGGCUGGUAGGAAGAACGUCGUGUUGUGUGAGCUGUGCUGCUGGGUUCGAUUAGACGGCAAAAUUUUCACAAUUUUUGCCUACCAUGCAACCAUUCGCGACGGGCAGUACAAUGGCGACCGACACACCGACGAGCCUGCCGCCCGAGAGGGUGACCUCCCCGACGCCCAGCCGUAAUCUCACAUUCUCUAUCGCGAAGAUCAUGGAGCCGGACAAGCGACUGACCGAGCAGAACGCUAACCAGGUCCCACCCCCACCGUCAACGGUACCAGCGACGACAACGACGACCAUUUUACAACAACCACCGAGCAUUUCUUCUCCCUCAUACUCGGCGCAUCUGAAAUCGGCCUUCGAGAAAUAUGUCCCGACUCUAAGGCAUCAGGAUCUGCUGCAGCACUACCCCGUAUUGUCCAAGUACUAUCCGCUGUAUUAUCCUAGUCCCUUAUUGAGAGCCUUUCCGGGUCCACCCGCUUCAACACCAUCGGUCACACAGAGCUCGCCACCCCCAACGACCAUUCAGGAGGCCUCCUCGAGGCUCAGUCUCGCCAGCAUAUCGCCGGAGAAUCAACGCGGCAAGAAGAGUCCGACACCGCGCAACGAGCUCGGCACCGUAAACAAGCAGAAGACCUUCACCUGUCCGGAAUGCGGCAAGGUUUUUAACGCGCACUACAACCUCACGCGACACAUGCCGGUGCAUACGGGCGCCCGGCCGUUCGUCUGCAAAAUCUGCGGCAAAGGUUUUCGGCAAGCGAGCACUCUCUGCCGGCAUAAGAUCAUCCACACCGCCGAGAAGCCGCACAAGUGCGUGACCUGCGGGAAGGCUUUCAAUCGUAGCUCGACCCUGAACACCCACACGCGAAUACACGCUAAUUUUAAGCCGUUUGUCUGCGAAUUUUGCGGCAAGGGAUUUCAUCAAAAGGGCAACUACAAGAAUCACAAGUUAACGCACAGCGGCGAGAAGGCGUACAAGUGCAACAUCUGCAACAAGGCAUUCCACCAGAUCUACAAUCUCACUUUUCAUAUGCACACGCACAACGACAAGAAACCGUUCUCCUGCAAGAUAUGCGGCAAGGGCUUUUGCAGGAACUUCGACCUGAAGAAGCACAUGAGGAAGCUGCACGACGCGGGCUCGCCGGUACUCAGCGGAUUGGAUGCCUCGGGUCAGAAUCAUAACCAGCAGUCGGGCUACUCGUCAGUGUACCACGGUCCGGAACACUCUAUUGUCAAUCCGUUUAUACUUCCCCCGCCUGGAUCUACCAGUUACCAUUCUCUCAGUAAGAUGUUGUGACAGAGCGAAAACAUGCAUUAUCCUAGAAAGACACAGUAUCCGCUCAUUCUCGGCUCGCCUUGCUACUCGGCUGACAUGGGCCAAUUAGCGCAAACCUCCAAGUGAAGAGCACAGGAAACGCCAAAGAAUCCGCGCGUCCGAUAUCUCUUACUUGGACAAAAUGUAUCCCGCUUUUGUCACGACGAUCGGAAAAUACAUUCACGACAUAUUACAUAGAUGAAAAUAUAUACAACAUUAAAAGCGAUGAACCGAUAAAAUCUCUUGUAAGUGCAACAAAAGUUUUAAUAUAACAAGAAAUAAUAUUGACGAUUUGUUCGCUAAAAUUUGACAGAUUGUUCAUCUGCAUUUACAAAAUUGAGAUUAAUGUUGAAUUGAAAGCAAGAUAAUGAAUUGAAAUAAUGACUUAAAUAAAAUUAUCGCUCGAUUUUCUUACUUUUAUAUCUCGAGAAUAUUUCC
Messenger RNA from Cataglyphis hispanica, 1963 nucleotides. RefSeq names its product fez family zinc finger protein erm-like. Bases 305 to 1507 code for a protein of 400 amino acids. Gene Ontology annotation, cellular component: nucleus. The transcript has 2 exons. NCBI's taxonomy places the organism in Eukaryota, Metazoa, Arthropoda, Insecta, Hymenoptera, Formicidae. The record is from RefSeq and is a predicted model, not a curated record.